CGGUGGCCCUUAACUUAUUCGAAGGCAAAUAAUAUUAUCCUCAACGAACCGACUGGACCCCUACGUAGGUACUUCUUAUCUCCCAGCCGUUUCCACGAUCUCUUCCCCCUCGUCAACCGCCUACAAACUUCCAUUCUUCCCAUCCCCUGCCCACACGUACUCCCCCUCCCAUAAUCCCCCGGCCCCACCGUCACGUGAUCAUCAUUCCCUAUAUCUCCACUAUUUAACCCCCGCCCUUUUUCUCUCACAUUCAUUCUCCAUCUCCGUAUAUACAAACUGAAAUCCAGGCGUAGCUAAGGGUGAGGAUGCUUAGCUGAUUUCAGACUUCCAGCAUGCAAAAUCUGAUAGGUAAAUUUGGAGCAACUGCAUGCACUUGACACAUUACCACCAACCGAGAAGAAUACAGAGAUAUAUAUACACUUGAAAGACAGAAAGAAACUGAUCGAAGAUGGUCGCUCCGGAUUCAGAAAUGGUGUCUCAAAGCGAGGUGGAAUCCGCAUUGCAGCUGCAACCAGCAGGUCAUCAUCAGCUGCAUCAGAAUAAGAACAACAAUACUGGGUAUGCAUCAUCAUCACUAGGCAGGCAGUCCUCCAUAUACUCUCUCACGCUUGAUGAGUUCCAGCACACACUCUGCGAAAGCGGCAAGAACUUCGGGUCUAUGAACAUGGACGAGUUCCUCAACAGCAUUUGGACUGCCGAAGAGAACCAAGCACAUACUCAUGGCCCUCCACCAGCAGACGCUUCUAAUGAUGUCAUGAUGCAUAAUUUCGUGCUCGGCGAUCAUCACCAUACUAAUACUUCUAAUAAUAAUAAUGUUCCCGUGGUUGACAAAUGUACAACCACCGCAAUGCAGCCAGGCUUAGCCCUGGCAAGGCAAGGCUCCCUCACGCUCCCGGAGCCGUUGUGCCGGAAGACCGUGGAUGAAGUGUGGGCCGAGAUUCACCAGCAGCGCAGCGAUGGGAAGUUCCAGAACAAUCAGGCAGCAUCCGGUUCGAAUGCACAGAGGCAGGUUACGUUUGGAGAAAUGACGCUCGAAGAUUUCUUGGUCCGAGCUGGUGUGGUGCGGGAGCAGCAGGGGUUUGCUCCCACCCCUCCUCUACCCUCAUCCCACCAUCAACCGCAACAAUAUGUAACGUACCAGAACAGCAGCAAUAACCCUGUAGCCAUGGGUGCACCUUAUGUGGCCCCACGAUCCGUCAUGGGCUUAUGUGGUGGCGGUGUUGGUGGGGGAGUUGGUGUCCCUACACCUUACCAGACACUUCCACAGCAGCCAGCACCAGUGACUGUUUAUGGAGGGGCAAUGGGGAACCCAUGUAGUGCUGGUGUCGGGUAUGGGCACGUGCAAGGAGGACCCGUUGGGUUGGGCUCACCGAUGAGUCCGAUUUCUCCUGACGGGCUGUGCAUGAAUACCCAAGGGGCUGACGGAGGAAGCCACUAUGGAUUAGAGGCUGCGGCCGGGAUGAGAGGAGGAGGGAGGAAGCGAAUCAUAGAUGGGCCAGUGGAGAAGGUGGUAGAGCGGCGACAGAGAAGGAUGAUCAAGAAUAGAGAAUCUGCAGCUAGAUCCCGAGCCAGAAAGCAAGCUUACACAGUUGAACUGGAAGCAGAACUGAAUCAGCUGAAAGAAGAAAAUUCCAACCUCAAACAAACCGUGUGUGAUCUAACGGCAAAGUUGGAGAGGAAAAAGAAUGAAGAGUUUCAGAGUUUAGAGGAAAUGAAAUCAAAAGCAUGCACAAAAGCGGAAAAGGCGGCAGAGAAACUGAGGAUGGUUAGGAGGAGCACGAGCUGCGCUGCUGCACUUCUUCGAGCCAUCUGAUCAUAUUUGCACACCCAAUUUUGUGAACUUAUACAUACAUAAUAUACCUAGACAUAUAUACAUACAUAAAUGGUUGGGAAAUAUACUUUGGUAGGAGAAUAGAGUUAUCUUUUAUCUGUAUUCUGUAAUAUAGACUAUUUCAGUUAUGAUACUUGAUUGAUA
This is a messenger RNA of Cuscuta epithymum, 1975 nucleotides long. Lineage: Eukaryota; Viridiplantae; Streptophyta; Magnoliopsida; Solanales; Convolvulaceae. The record is from the annotation of a GenBank genome assembly.